AUGGAUAUCUGUAAUGACUCUCUUAUAAUUGAGUCAUAUGAGUUUUCCCAAAGCUGUGCUGAAUCAAAUAUACUUGAACGUGACUCAAGGCGGUUUGAAAAUUCCAUUAUGGGUAGUGGACAUACCUUCCCCAAUGCUGUCGAGUUUUGUGAUGUUGUGUAUUUGAAGUCAAUUGCUGGUAGAUUCCGUUAUUGCUUCAAGAGGAAUAGUAUGAAACACAUGACAGUAGUUUGCACAGUUAAUGAAUGUCCUUGGAAAGUCACCACUCGUACAGUAGAGGAUUCGAACAUCAUUCAGGUUCACAGUUUUCGAAACCUCCAUAAUCAUUUUUUGGAAGACGUUGUCGCAUCCCAACCUUUAGUGAGAUCCAAUUGUGCCUCACUGCUUAUUGAUGAUGUCAUACAGUUUACUCCCUAUUACCAAUUCCGCCAAAUUUGUAAGGACUUCCAAAGGCAACAUGGGAUGCAAUUGACAUACCUUCAAGCAUGGAAUAUCAAGGAGAAAUCGAAUGAGCGCAUUUAUGGAGAGCCCAAAUAUUAUUACAAAUUGUUGCCUUGGAUGUGUGAGAAAAUGGUUGCAACAAAUCGAGAAAGCAUUGUUGAGUUGAGGCAUUCAAGUGAUGGGCAUUUUGAGCAACUCUUUGUUGCUUAUUCGGUAUCUAUCCAAGGGUUUGCAAUGGGGUGUUGGCCAAUCAUUGCAAUUGAAUCAACCCAUAUGAGUGGCCCAUAUAGGGGUGUGUUAUUUUCGGCCAUCGCAUACGAUGCUAAUGACUCCAUGUUCCCCUUAGCCUUUGGCGUGAUGAGCUCAGAACAUUAUGAGAAUUGGUCUUGGUUUUUGCAAAACUUGAAGAAGGUUGUUGGAGAUAAGGAAGUUUUUAUUAUCUCGGAUAGACAUCCUACCCUCCUUCGUAGUGUUCCUGAAGAGUUUGGGCUUGAAAACCACACCUACUGUUAUCGUCACUUGAAAGAGAAUUUCAGCCCUUUUUUGAGCAAACAUAACACAAGAGGGAACAAAGGCUUGCGAGUUUCUAGCAACUCUUUUAGCCUCUUGGCGGCCAUAGCGGUUGAACUUGUGUGCGUGCAAGCUCGGGAUAGAAAGGCUGAUGGGAAAAUUGUGUGGGGAUUGCAUAAUCUAUCCUCACCAUGGCAUGCAGAGGCCACCGAGUAUGGAAGGCUCCGAGGUAGAAUAAGCAUGCGUGGGUUGCACAUUGCAUGA
Messenger RNA from Vitis riparia (riverbank grape), 1215 nucleotides. RefSeq lists its product as uncharacterized. The record is from RefSeq and is a predicted model, not a curated record. NCBI's taxonomy places the organism in Eukaryota, Viridiplantae, Streptophyta, Magnoliopsida, Vitales, Vitaceae. The coding region runs from base 1 to 1215 and encodes 404 amino acids. The transcript has 2 exons.